Molecule: messenger RNA, 5408 nt
Organism: Amoebophrya sp. A25
Lineage: Eukaryota; Dinophyceae; Syndiniales; Amoebophryaceae
Source: the annotation of a GenBank genome assembly
CAGACCUCUCGAAAGCCAGGGCGAACGCUGAUGGAAAUUUGGUAGACGAGGAUGGAAACCUCAUUCUCGAUGAAUAUGGGAAACCGAUUCCAGAUCCGAAGAUGGAUAGCGUGAGACCCGGGGAUACUGAAGAUCCGUUACUUCAUCUUCAGUUUUUAUGGCCAUAAUGAUAAUGGGCACACAACUUGGAGUUGAUCAUAUUUAAUUUCAGCGUGACUACUAAUCUUGAGAUUUUCAAGUAGUGCGUGAAGAUGUACUUAAUACUUUGUAAUUCGUCGCGAGAGAAGGUAUACUACAUCUCAGUCACGGAAAGAUGUUAUCGCAACUCUUUUUUCUAAUCCAGCUGCAGCGCGAGCGUCCCGAUUCUCAAGGCUCUCGUCCUCAUACGUCGUCCACUUCCGUAAGCUCCGACAAUACCGCUAAGGAUCUCGCACGUCAAGCAGGUGCUCUCAAAAAGGCAGAGCGACUUGAGAGGAAACACACAAAGGCUCUGAUGGUAGAACAAGGCUUGCUGGAUCCAGAGGAAGCUUUGCGCGAAACUCUCUCCGAUGAAGAAUACAGUCACCAUCUAGACGAGCGGACUGGCAUGUGGUAUCGCGUCGAUACCGACGAGGAGGAUUUGAUGGUUAUGGAGGCUAGUACUGUAGAAGAAGAUUAGAAUACAUAUGUACAUUCUCAAGCUACGGGUUUGUUUUCCCUCAUAGACUAGGGGCUGUAUCGGUAUUGUCCCUACAUGCACCAAUUAAACCUAUAAAUAUCUCCAUUUUUCUGAAAAAUGUCUGUCAAACUCGGAAAUAAUAAAAACUUCUGUUUCAUCUUCUCUCCCACCUUGUCGGACUCUAACCUUUCCAUAGGUAAGCGUCGCAGUUGGGUGUUCGACCGGCACGGAGCACAAGAUUAAGGGUACACCUUUAAGGUGCUUUUCUUACCGCUUUUUAUGCCUCUCUCAUCCUAAGGGAGAGAGAAAGGGGGAUAAAAAGCGGGGGAACCCGCAAGCACCAAAAGCCUACCUCUAACAAGAGUUCCGCGGUAAGCUGCGCUGGGCCCGUGAAUUCAUCCCUGUUCGCGGAACAGAUGCCCUAGUCCUGGGUUUAGGCCAGCGGAACUUCCAACUGGGGGAAAUUGUCCAUCGUGGUGUACCUGCUGAAGAGCUGCAUCCUUCGGGUAGACCGCUAGUGAAGAUCCAGAAAAGCAUCAUGCAUGAGGGCGAAGAGUUCUAUCCCACGAUUGGGCCACCGUCACCGUUGCUAGACAAAAUCGGAAAUCCGAAACAGGUAUUUUUACUUUCACCUUUUCUCGUGGUGCUGAUGGACAUCUGAAUUUGAUUUGCUCACAUCGAGUUCUGUCAGACCACGUCUCUACGGUCACCAUGAACGGUGAUAACAGGGACAAUAGCAUGCAUUCUUAAGCAGGUCAUUAGCUUUCUUUAUCCACUCUACUUAUCAUUGAUGAAUUCUUUAGCUACUCUUCAUCGUGAAGAUUUUGAUCACCCUUUACCUUUUCCCUCACUCUCAACACAGACUUUCUGGUCGCGCAAGCUCAAGGAGUACGAGGCUGAAAUCCUGACAGAGGUCGAGAACAUCCGCAAGGUGAUCGAGAAAGAGAAGGUCCCCUUCAUUCUCAAACGCGAACGACGCGAAAAACUGAAGACCAGAGUUCAGAACCGACUCAAAUUCAUGAAGUCCAUGGGCAAGAUGCUUGGGUCGACGUUAGACGAGCAAGUGAACGACCUCAUCGCGAAAGCACAGAUUAAGGGUAGGUUAAAGGUGCUUUUGUUACCGUUUGUUAUGCCUCUCUUAAGGGGGACAGCCAUAACAUCAAGCGGGAUAUGGAUAAACGAACACCAAAAACCUACUUACCUCUAAACAGAGCAGUGCUAUGGUUGACACUGGUGAGCUCGCUGAUGGGGAGGCCUCGCCGCAGGGAAAGCGUGGCAGCAUCAUGCGCAUGGGCUGUCUCCAGGAGAUGAUUGCGCAGAACAGGGCAGCGAGAGGAGAAGUUUCUCCAAUGGGCACACGAAGUCCGUUUGGCGUGCGAGGCAUGAUGGGUGCAUUGAAGGAGCAGAUAAAGAAGGAAGAGGAGGAGGAAGAGUCGAAACGAAAGGAGUUCUUGGCAAAACAAGAGGCUAAGGAGAAGGAACUACAACGAAUCCACGAUGGUGUCGAGGAAAAGGGUUUCGGGGAUGUAGGGAAGAAGGAAGGUGAGCAAGUAGAUGGUGAUGGGCAACAGGCCGGUCAACAAGCUGGUGGUGGAGAUCCUAGUGCUGCUACUGCUUUCAACCCAGACGACCCUCUAGCCGAAUUCGAGGAUCCGGAGGAGAAAGAAAAACGACUAGAGCUGCAGAGACAACAGGAAGAAGCAACACGAAUCCAGAAACUAAGAGAAGAGGGCCUCCUAGAAGGCGCUGAUGAGCUGACUGAUUCUCAAAUUUUACUGGCUAAGAAUAUGGUGGGCGAGAAAGCAGACGAAGACGAUGACGAACAAAUGCCAGUCCAAGCAACGCUCACAGCUGAAGAUCUCAGUCUUGACGACAAGAUGACGAUCCUCCAAAGAGCGGGUGUCGUAGCACCAGAAGAUAACCCGCUAGCAGAGUUCUUGGCUAGUGUUCCGGAUGAGUUCCAAUUAGACUCACACAGUGCCAGUAGUGGUGCAAUUAGUCGCGAGGUCACAACUGGAAGCGAUCCCAAUAAUCCCAAUGUUGCUGGAACGUCGCGGCUUGACGAUGCCACAGCAUUUGGCGGUACCAACCUCGAUAGAAUGCAAUCAGCAGAGCCAGACGCACUCGUAGUAGAGGAUGUACCCUCAUCACCGGUUAGAGCCGGCCCUCAAGGAGUCACACUUCCACCACUAAGUCCUCAGCGAGGUGGAAGCUCUUCGAGUUUGUUGUCAGGCAGUCAGCAAGGCGAAGAUGGUGCUGCCAAUAACGCAACGAAUCUCGUCGGGAGCUCUUCACCAUCACCAAUACGUGCUCGCGGAACUGCCAUCAACAACAGUCCUGCGAAGAAGGCGAGUCUGACGCGUGCCGAUGAGAAAAAGAUGGAAUCGAUGCUCGAGAAUCUAAACAAAAAACUAGAUCAGCAUGGCCUAGUGAUUCCGGAUGACGUCGACAACAUGGACACUUUCGACCCAACACCGUUGCCGACUGUUAUGUUGACAAUGUCAGUGAUGUCUCACAACAAACUGUUUGUACAACUACGUGUAGAAAAAUGUUGUUGAAGUCGAUGACCAAGAGGCAGCGAACAAUAUCAUGAUUGUUGGUUCGUUGUACAGCGAUUCAUUCUCUUAGUAACAAGAACAACGAACUUUUAUGUAUACAACUUCCUCGUCCUCAUCAUCAAGUGCUUCCUCGUUCUCUUCUAAGAUCAUGGGCGACAGUCUCGAAUAUUUCCCUGCCGGAUCAACAGAAGGCUCCGGAGACGUCGCGUUGACUCAAAUGACGGAUCCUUCGGUUCAAAAACUGUCACUUCGUGAACGUUUGAUCUCUAGGAUGAAUCAAGUUCGGAAAUCUUACUCUGUGAAGCGUGGCAUCUUUGGCAGUACUGUCAAAGAGGUAUUCGGAGAAGAGCAGGACGCCUACAUUCAGCCGGAAAAAAAUUAUGUCUAGUUGGAAGAGUUUUGUUGAAGCGCUUUGAUUCUGUGAUUUUUUCGUAUCUCUUCCCUACUAGUACAAGAACUAGCUACUCUCUCACCUAUAAUAUCCUACUCUCUCACGGACAAAAAAAAAUAACUCCCACCUCCUUGCUCUAAAAGGCAACCCGCAUUAUCAAGAUGCGAGCCGUGAACGAGAAGAUACUUGCGACUGCGGAGUUGGAGCGAGUGAUGGCAUCGUAUCAGGUGGAAACGCCUUGGUUCAAGUUGGAGGACAGCGUGAGGAUGGCAGAUAUUGGAGGCGCAGCCUUGGUCGUCAUCCGACGAAAAGAGUACUUCCAGAGAUGGGACACGGAACUAGAUGGGCAUAUCGAUCGAGUAAUCGCGGAGGCAGAAGCUGCGGCUGAUUAUGACUCCUCAUGUCCAUAUUAGAUUUUGACAGGCUGAUCAUGUUCAUGUCCAUAUUUGUUAGAUAGAUUCUUGUGACAGGAGGAGCUCACUCUCAUUGCUUGAUUCGCUCAUGAUCCUCACAAAUUCUCACUUUUUUCGAUCAAUAAGUACCUUCUAUCUACUGCUUUUGUCUAACCCAAAGAAGCCAAGCGUGCCCGUUCCGAACGUGCUAUGACGAAGAAGCAAAUCGAGGCUCAGAAGAAGAAGGAGGCGAAGGAAGCCAAACUCGCAGCCCUCAACGCUGGUAAGAAGAAAAAGGGCAAAAACAAGGGAGACCAGGCUGCGUCGGACAUGGCAACUUCGUCUCCAUCUCCCUCUCCAAACCAUUCGCCUCCGGCGACUCCACGCGGUGUCCGCUUCCUCCCACCAGCUUCGCCUGAUGGCACAGGCGCCAAACUAAGUCCAAGAGCUUUGUCGAGUCAGCAGCUGCAUCCCUCGCAUUUGUGCGAGAUGGCAGUGCGCGGUCAAUAUUCGAGUACGACGAACGUCGCAGAAGGCGCAGAUCAGCCGCCAUGGGUCAGCCAUCAGUGGUUCAAGUGGGAUCCUAAUGCUGCGAAGAAAAAGAAGGAUAAGAAAAAAGACGCGAAAGAAGACAAGAAAAAAGACAAGAAAAAGGAUAAGAAAGGAGACAAGGAUAAGAAAAGUCUGAAGGGGAAAUAGCAGAAGCAUGCCAGCACAUACUUUUACUUACUAAUACAAAUACAAAUACUAAUUUGGCUUACAACGUUUGAUGAAAGAAAAUGUAUAACUGCAAGGAAAUAGUUUAGAGGUUUACGUACUACUCUGAUUGAAUUAUUAUUUGGUUUUUACGUAUAAUGCAAUUCAUGAAAAGAUACAAGUAAGCAGCUACUCGAAUGAAGAUAGAGUCUUAUUAACUCACUGAAGAAUCGAGCAUCAACAUAAGACACACUUGUACUAGAGGUAUUGUAGUAUGUUGGAAACACUAAAAGCUAUCAUGAAGUGUUAAAACGUAAAUGUACACAGCAUUGUUCAUCUAUUUGGAAAUUAUUCGUCUUUUACUUUUGUCUGGGAUUGAUUACUUCGGAAGAUUCAGCUUAUUGUCAAAAAAUUUUGAGUAGUCAAUGACCUUGAAGACCAUGUUUAGUUUUAUCAAUUCUUGGAAAAUAUAAUCUUAUUCGCUUUCGCACACCGUUGUAGUUUAGUAUCUAUGGAACAAAUCGUCAUCUAGAGAUAUAAUGAAACUGAAAUUCUUCGUUAACAUUGCUAAUUCUGAAUCAUUGUGUUUGUAAUAUUUAGGUAAACUACGUAAAAAUAAUCUCGACAUUAAGUUUAGGCAAUAAAUGAACAUUUGAUGUAAUUCAUGCAAGAGCUAUCGUCGAUCAUCUGAAACUGAAAUAUGAACAUUAUCG